Procambarus clarkii (red swamp crayfish) is the source of this 5266-nucleotide messenger RNA. NCBI's taxonomy places the organism in Eukaryota, Metazoa, Arthropoda, Malacostraca, Decapoda, Cambaridae. The record is from RefSeq and is a predicted model, not a curated record.
UGCCUGCGCACCAGCCGUCCUGGUCGGGACUCGUGAGUUAGAUAUAUUCACUUCCUGGCUCUCUCGUCUAAUUUGGCUACACAUUACAAGCAUCAGCCAUGGCGGCCACGUCUCCAUCUUGGCUGUUGAAGAUCAUUACCUUGUCUGUGAUCGCCACCUUGUGUUUUGGAAAUUACGUCAUCACGACGCCUCGCAAGUGGAUAUCUGGAGAGGUUGCUCAAGUGUGUGUCUUUACUCUGAACAACACUGCUACUGAAAAUACCAUCACAGUUGCUGUGAAGUCCAGUAAUAAUGAUCAGGAAUAUCUGGUGCCCAACAGGGUCAUCCAAAUUCCACCAGGUAAAAGCGAACUGUGCGAUAAAGUGUUAGUUCCUGCUCUGACAAGUAAUGAAGGUCAGUUGGAAGUGACAGGAUCUUUAGGAGGGAAGAAAAUCCACCACAAGAAAACUAUAUCCCUUGUAAAGACUGUAACGAAGACAUUUAUCCAGACUGACAAAUUUAUGUACAAGCCUGGUCAAGAUGUAAAUUUUAGAAUUUUGACAGUUGUGGGACCAUUACUUAAGAUUUCCACUGAUAAGUAUCCACUAGUAUGGAUAGAAACACCCUCAGGCAGUCGUAUUGCUCAGUGGACUGAAGUUGAUAAUUCUGGACUUGUUCAACAAUCUAUGAAGCUUUCGGAUGAGCCCGAACAGGGUACCUAUAAGAUCCACGUGCAUCCACCAAAGGGGGAAAACGCAGUCAUUAAAACGUUUAAGGUGGAGGAGUAUGUGUUGCCUCGCUUUGAAGUCACAGUUAAACCCCCUAAUUACCUCCUGGGUUCGGAUCCCAAGUUUAAUUUAACUGUAUGCGCAAAGUACACGUAUGGACAGCCUGUAAGAGGAAACUUUAUACUUAAAGUUGACAAUGGAGGCUGGGGAAGUGGCAAGACUACUUAUGUAACUGAAGGACAGGUUUUUGGCUGCAAAGAUCUUGAAAUUUUAGCAGAGUCUGUGCAACUGAAUGGAGAACAUUUCCAUGCUUAUAAUUUGGAUGUGGCAGCCACUGUGGUGGAAGAUGGAACUGGAGAAGAGUUCAAAGCAGAUGUAAGAGUUACCGUUCACCGUAAUGCAAUAACCUACACAUAUGUGGGGAAGGAAGACUUCGUCAAGCCUAAUCUUCCCUUCACUGGACGGGUUAAGGCAACUUUUCCAGAUGGAAGUCCUGCUGGAGGAUCUCGCAUGCAAGUGUGUGCUGGAGGACAAUGCAAGUCUCUACUUACAUCUCCAAGGGGUAUUGUCGAGUUCAUCUAUCAAAAUGCUACAGGAAACCAUGUCACGAUCAAAGCCACUGAAUAUAUUUCCAUUCGAUCUCCAUCAUCAAGCUGGCGUCACAUCAUGUAUGAUUCCAUCUACAACCAUGAACUCAAGAGCUACUUCUCCCCUUCAGGUUCUUCUGUGAUAAUAUAUGCCCCUCAGAAACGGCUGAAAUGCCUUGGAGAACAAAGAGAGCAUCUUAUUCCCAUUCUAUAUGCUGCUGCUAACCAGAUUACAGCUAACUUCACAGUUCAGGUUGUCUCUAGAGGGCAAAUCCAGUUCUCAAGUACGUAUGAGCAUGAACUUCUUUCAAAGGAUUUGCCUAUUGAUGAAGAGAACCUUCUUGAGCCUUUGGCACCACCACCCAUCAAUAUAAUCAGAGGAUUCAUAGAGAUUCCAGUCAGACUUCCACCAACAGUCUCGCCGAAAGCAAUGUUGGUAGUGUGGUACAGCCGUGAUGACGGGGAGGUCGUGUCUGACACUCAGGAGCUGAAGAUAGAGAAGUGUUUUAGUAACAAAGUCAACUUGGCAUGGUCGCGGUCCAAGGCCCAACCUGGAGAGCAAGUUGAUCUCAAUCUGUCUGCAGAACCUGAGUCUCUCUGCAGUCUUGGUGUGGUAGACAAGAGUGUGGAGUUGCUGUCAUCUCAAGAUGAUGAUCUUACCGUAGACAAAGUUUUUGAACUUGUAGAGGAAUUCAUGGUUAAGGAGCAAGAUAAUCCUCAGUCUGAUGACAAAGCUUUCUGUAAAAAACAAUUUGAGAAAAAUGAUGCAGGUUCUUCUAGCCUGCCUGACCCUAUCAGACCUCGACUAGUGCCAUUCCUUUCUGAAGGAGACUCCGACAAUCUUCCAACUGAUGACUCUUCUAGAGUGAAGCGGUCAUUGUGGUUUGAAAAAUAUUUCACCAACUACGUGGAUGCCCUUAAAAUAUUUGAUAAAUCAGGGCUGUUUUUUUUCAGUGACUUAAUUACAGAGACAAGACCUUGCAACACCAUGGAAGAAUCGGGGCGCUCUGGAUUCCCGUCUUUCAUGUUUGGUGACCCAAUUCCAGGAGUUGCAUAUUCUUAUGCAUCAAUUGAACGAGACCUAGACAGCGUACAUGACGUUGAUGAAAUGGUGGAAAUAACAUCCGAAGCUAAGCCAAUAACGCCUCGUGUUUAUUUUCCAGAAACUUGGCUUUGGCAACUUUCCAGUCUCCCUGCCUCGGGUGUGAGUAGUGAACAACUAAACUUACCUGACACGAUUACUGAAUGGGUGGGAAAAGCUGUGUGUGUCCACCCAGAAAAAGGUCUUGGUGUCUCCAAGCCGGCCUCCAUCACCACCUUCACACUAUUUUUCAUCGACCUCACUCUCCCACCGACUGUCAAACGUGGUGAGAUUCUCCCGGUGAAGAUAUCCAUCUUUAACUACCAUGAAGCGGCUUUACCGGUUAAGGUGAAGCUUGAAGAGAGCAGUGAAUAUGUGAUUCUAGAGGAGCCUGAGAGCCAGAAGGAUGCAAGUCAUCACAGUUCCUGCAUCCCUCCACAAGAGAAGGCUGUUCACACUAUAAAGAUUCGUUCAUUAGUACUUGGGGAAGUUAACCUUACAGUUACUGCUUUUGUUGACGAACUGUACCCAGAGGUGUGUGGUUCCGAGUACAUCAUAAGUCAGAGAGAUGUAAUAAUAAAGCCCAUCAAAGUAGAGGCUGAGGGCUUUCCCCGAGAGAAGACUUGGACCAAAUAUAUUUGUUCAAAGGAAUCUGGGUUCAUUAGUGCGAAUGCCAUAUGGUUGUGGAGAACAAAACAUGCUAAACUUUGCCCCUAAUAUUUUCAUUCUUCAAUAUCUUGAAGCCUCAAACCAGACAACUCCUGAAAUUGGUGACAAAGCUGUCGAAUACAUGAAGCAAGGUUAUCAACGAGAACUCAACUAUCGUCACAAGGAUGGGUCCUACAGUGCAUUUGGAAGUUCUGAUUCUUCAGGCUCCACAUGGCUAACAGCUUUUGUUCUUAAGUCCUUCAGUCAAGCUCGUCAGUUUAUCAUGAUUGAUGAGGAUGAUUUAGAUAUGAGUCGAACGUGGCUGAAGCGCAGACAGAUGGAGAAUGGGUGCUUUGACAUAGUUGGGAAGGUCUUGCACAAAGGCAUGAAGGGUGGCAUUGAUAGCAGUGGUACACCUGCUCCUUUUACAGCCUAUGUGCUCAUUUCACUACUGGAAGCUGGUGAACCAUCCUCAAGUGGAGCAGUUAGUGAGGCAGCUUUCUGCUUAUUACAGGACAAAACCCAAGACCCCUAUACAUUAGUAUUGAAGGCAUAUGCCUUGGCUUUGGCUAGGUUGUCUGAAGCAGAGGCUAUAAUAGAGCAACUCAUUAGUCAAGCAGUGGAGAACUCUCAUUCCAUGUAUUGGGAAAUUCCAGCUGGGGCAGGCAGGAGUGAUGCUGUAGCAGUGGAAACUGCUGGCUAUGCCAUCUUGGCUAUGAUGACUUUGGAUAGUAAACGUUUUGAUAACCAGGCCAGAAAAGUUGUCAAGUGGAUCUCUUCUAAGAGAAAUGGUCAAGGUGGUUUUAUCUCAACACAGGACACGGUGGUUGCGCUGCAAGCUCUAGCAAGUUUUGAAGGUCACCAGGAUCAUGGCACUGUAAACUUGGUCGUAACUAUAGCAGCAGAAUCUCUUGAACAUAACUUUCACAUAGUUAAUUCUAACAAGCUUCUUCAACAAAUGGUGAAUCUACCUAAAAUUCCAAGUAAUGUUGUUCUUGACAUGGAAGGAGAAGGAUGUGUUCUUGUUCAGGGUGUUCUGAGGUACAAUGUUCCCGAUGCCAAACCAAGUGAAGCAUUUUUGCUGAGUGUUAAUACAGAAACAGCUCCCGAUCAAAAGUGUGUCACCAAGAGGAUCCAGGCCUGUGCCUCAUAUCGGCUUCCUGAUAAGAAAUCAAACAUGGCAGUCAUAGAAGUCAACUUGGUUUCAGGUUACAUUCCUGAAAAGGCAGAUCUUAAGCAGAUUGUGGGAUAUGGCACAGGACUCCUCAAACGCUAUGAAGUUGAUGGGAAUAGAGUCACCUUUUAUAUCGAUGAGUUCUCAUCAGAAGACAUUUGCGUGAGCUUCCGUAUAAUACGAGAAAUUGAUGUAGAGGACGUUAAACCUGGCACUGUGAAAAUUUAUGACUAUUAUCAACCCGAACUCUCUGUCAGUAAAAGUUUCAUCCUACCACCAAAUGAUGAAUGCCAACGUGACUCAGGGUUUCCUAUUGACGGCAUCAUUGAAGGACCAAUUUUUAUUGAAGAAGAUGAGGAAGUAGAUGAAGCAAAUGUGUUACCAACAGUAAACCCAGAAGACAUUGCUGAUUUAGUUGCAGAACUAGAUGAAAUAAUUUAAGUUUCGAAUUUAUUGUAUAGAAGGUCUUGAAAAACAAUGUUGCAAUAUGUUUAUCUGUAAAUUAAGUAAAUGACAUCAAAAUAAAGUUUAGUCAUUAGAGAUGUGCGAUAUUUGUCAAGAUAUGUAGUCACAGUACAUUAUAGUCUUAAGUACUCUCAUUUACUGUUAACUGCAUUUUUAUAUUACCUCAGCUUUAAAAACAAACAAUUUUUGCUGCUCUAAAAGGGAAUUCUACUAUUGAAUGAUUAAGUCAUAUAUGGAAUGCUUACAUUUAUCUAUUGAAUAUUUGAAUUGGUUGAAACAAUGGAAAAAAUCAUCCUUUACUACUUAUCAUUGAGGUAAGGAUCUAUUGAAUUGCUUUAUUUGCAAUCUCGUGACCUCUAGCCUUUAAAUUUGCCCAUUGAAAUAUUGAAGAGUUCAUCUUUCAAUAAAAAUAUACUUUUACAUAAGUUCAUUACAUUGGUAUCUGUAAAAGUUGAAUAUAAACUGGUAUAUACUAAAAUAUUGUUUUCAUAAAUGUUUCAUUUUAUUUUUUUCUGUAAGGUUUCCUUCAGUAGCCUUCUUUGUAAAUAAUAUGCCUAAGUAUCCACUGAGGAGGAAUACAAUAAAAAUAAAAAAAUUCAAGCAG